AUGGCCGCUUCCUUCUUCGUGCUCAUGGUGACCUUCGGCCAGGCAGAGCUCAACAUCUUAGGAUCUUGGGAAGACUCCAGCGGCCAUACAUGGAGCGGCUUAGCAGCGGCAGGGGACUUUGCCUAUGUCGCUUCGCAGUCCGGUCUGUUCAAGGUAGUCAACAUUGCCGACCCAAGCAGCCCCACGAUCGCCGGCUCCGUCCAUGAACCCUAUCACCUUAGCGUCGCCACGGAUAUCAAGAUCGCAGGCAAAUAUGCUUACGUGGCCGCCUUUCGAAUGGCGGUGGUCGACAUUACCAACGCAAGCAACCCCACCAGGGUAGACGCCACCGUCAAUGGCACUAUGCCUCCGAGCGAUGCUCUGGCUGUCGUCGGGAACCUUGCCUAUGUUGCUUCGGGGGGCACGUUUAGUACGCCUGGCACAAUGGCCGUGGUCGAUAUCACCACCCCGAGCAACUUCGUAGUCCUAGGAAGCAUCCAGGACGAACAACUCGACGAAAGCCUGAACAUUGAGGUGGUCGGGAACUUUGCUUUUUUGUGCACGUACAGGGCCCGCUUCGUUUCGGUUGACAUCACUGACCCUAGCAACAUCACCAUCGCAUACAGCUUUGUGGAUUUCGCCAUGUUUGGGGCCAAGUACAUGGCGAUCGCUGGCCAGCAGGCCUUUGUGCUCUCCGAGUUGAUGAACGGCCUCUUCGUGGUCGACAUCAGCAACCCGCUCAGCACAUCUGUCCUUGGCAAUCUCCAGGUUGCGAACAGGCCAACCGGCAUCGCUAUUGAUGGCAACUACGCUUAUGUUGGCGUGAGCGGCGGCGGCAUCAUCGCAGUGCAGGUCAUCAACAUCAGUGAUCCAAGCAACCUCAGUGCUGUGGACGACCUCUCCUUGGGCACAGUGGUGGAUGACAUCAAUGGCAUUGCCUUUGUUGGAGAGCAUCUUUGCGUGACUUCACGCGAGCAAGUAGGUGCUGUGCAGACGCUGGAAAGCGGUGAUGAGCAGACACUGACGGCAGCCCCUCCAUAUCCCGAAGGAGGCCUUGCCAGGCUCGUCCCGCGGACGGCUUUAAGCAUGAGUGCAUGGGACAAUUCAGAAGAGCUGCAGAGGCCAGUUCCUGACGAAAUCGGCUUCUCUCUUCAGGGGGACCACGAUGAAGCAGACACGGCCGAAGACAUGCAAGCGCAGGCUGCGCACGUGGCCGAGUUUGUGGCGCAAAUGGAACUCGCCAGCCCAGAGAUUCUGAGGGUGACGCCCGCCUUUCGAGCCUUCCAGCACGGCUUUCAAGCUUUGCGUGGCGCAAAAGGUAUCGACCUUUACUCAAAGAGUCGGCGGAGCCACAAGAUAGCAGCCUUCUGGAGCCAUUCAUGGCAUGGGGCGUGCUGGAAGAAGAUUUUGACGCUCGUCACCAUCUACAACGGCCAAGCGGCAAUCACGUUGGGCAUGUUCGUUGCUGUUGUGAUGAUGGUUUUGUUCUGUUUCCUGGACCUCCCUGGUUUCGACCGGCAUGAUGGACACUACCGCAAAGAACACUGGUCGGUGUGGUCCACGUGGUCUGGUUUCUUGGCCACUUCUCUGGUAGCGAUCUUUUGGCGGCCUCAGACUCAUGUCUUCCUGGACCGUAUCUGCAUCAGUCAAAGCAAUGCAGAACUAAAGCUGAAAGGUAUAGUCAGUCUGGCCGGGCUUCUGCGAAGGUCGGAGUCGAUGCUCGUUCUCUGGGAUCCAACGUGGACCACGAGGUUGUGGUGCUUGUUCGAAUUGGCGGCCUUCUUGAAAAGCAGCGAGCAUGAGGGUGAGAAGCGAAAGCUGAUCAUCGCGCCAACCCUUCUGGGGCCAGUUCGCAGUGGAAUCUUCCUGACUGCGACCGCUGGCGUGCUUGCUUUCAUAAUGUCGCCUGCGGUGCGGGCCUCCCCUUCGACUCCGCAGUAUUAUUUCCUCAACACAACUUUUGUCACCCUGGUCGUUCUCCUUGUGGUCGACUACGCGCUUGUCAGCACUUUGAGAAGCUAUUUUCGAGAUUUGGACACUAUGAGGCGACAACUUCUCUCCGUCUCCUUCGAUACAGCUCUUUGUGCGUGCUGCACCCACAACCACGUCACGCCAUCCGGUGCCCCUAGCAUGUGCGACCGAAAAAUUUUGAAGGAUUGUCUGGGCAUCUGGUUCGGCAGCUCGGAAUCGUUUGAGCGCACGCUGCGCUCAGAAGUUCUGGAGAUUUUGGAACAGGACCUUGAGCAAGUUUUGACCACACGGUCAACAAUCGCAAUAUUUGCGCCAAUGAUGUGGGGCUUCAUGGACUAUUCCGCUACCUUCUCACGGGUUGAAGGACCCUUCUGGAGUCACAGCUCCCCGGCUGUAUUCGCUGCUGGUUUGGUGGUUUGGCUCGUGGGCAUGCCAACGUUGAAGGAUUGGGUCCUGCUUGUUUGCAAGCUCGCACGGGCAAGGCCAAGCAAUCGGUGGUUGGAGGGCAUGAAGAACACACUGAUUGUAUGUAUGUCUCUGAUUCCACUCAUAAGCAUUGGGCUCAUAUUCUUGUUUGCAUAUGGUCUUCCCCUGCUCCCGCCGGGACAUUCGGGAGUGGCCAUGGCCGGUACGCUGAUCCAUGCCGUGUUAUUUCAGCGCCUCGGAGUUGUCCUAAGAUCUCUCCUUGGGGCGAAGCCAUAG
Symbiodinium natans is the source of this 2652-nucleotide messenger RNA. NCBI's taxonomy places the organism in Eukaryota, Dinophyceae, Suessiales, Symbiodiniaceae. The record is from the annotation of a GenBank genome assembly.